CCACUGGCAGUAUUAAAUACUCAGCCCCGAGCUGUGGAAGAGUCACGUCUACCCAGGAACAUGCUGUCUGCUCUGCUCAUUGGACUCCUCACAGUCCUGCUCUAUCUCUUCAUAUCUGCAUGGAGGAAACGGCAACAUUUACCCCCGGGGCCGACUCCAUGGCCUAUUAUCGGCAACCUGCACCAGAUUGAUAAAUCUGCACCUUAUAACACUUUCACUGAGCUCGGGGAGAAGUAUGGAAACGUCUACACACUCUACACUGGUUGGAAGCCGACAGUGGUUCUGUAUGGCUACGAUACACUGAAGGAAGCCCUACUGGGACAGGCCGACGAUUUCAGUGGGAGGGCGAUUGUGCCCGUUUUUGAAAGGGUUGCCCGGAGAAAAGGUUUGGUCUUCUCCAAUGGGCAGCACUGGUUCCACCAGAGAAGGUUCUCCUUGACCACUCUGCGAAACUUUGGGAUGGGAAAGAAGAGCAUUGAAGAAAGAGUGGUUGAGGAGACCAUGGUUCUGGUGGAACUCUUCAAGGCACGCAAUGGGAAACCUUUUAACCCAGGUCCUGAAUUGACUGCUGCAGUUUCCAAUGUGAUCUGCUCCAUCGUCUUUGGAGAUCGGUUUGAUACACAAGAUAAAACCUUCCAGACCUUGCAUACAAUGAUCAACGAGAACCUCACCUUCCUGGGAAGACGGGGUUUUCAGCUUUACAAUGCAUACCCUGAGAUUCUGAAAUGGCUUCCUGGAGAACAUAACAAGAUCUUCCAGAAUGCCAAAAUGCUGCAGACGUUCCUCAGAGGUCUCAUUGAGAACCACGUUCUGACACGUGAUGCCAACUGCCCUCGAGAUUUUGUGGACUGUUUCUUAAAUAAAAUAGAUGAGGAAGGCCAUAACCCCAGUUCACACUUUACAAUGGAGAGCUUGACCAUGACGACCUUCAAUCUGUUCAUUGCCGGAACUGGAACUACUUCCUCAACCAUCCGCUGGGCCAUUAAGCUUAUGCUGGAAUAUCCAGAAAUCCAUAAAAAGGUGCAGGCUGAAAUAGAUAAUGUCCUAGGCUCAGAGAAAUGGCCUUCCCUGGAGCAUCGUGUGUCCAUGCCAUAUACCAACGCUGUAAUCUAUGAGGUACAGCGAUAUGCAAGCAUUGUCCCCAAUGGCCUCCCCCAUGCUGCCUUGCAAGAUAUAAAAUUUAAAGGAUACACGAUACCAAAGGACACCCAGAUUAUCACAUUUUUACACUCUGCUCUGUAUGACAAAAAAUACUGGGAUAAACCUGAGGAAUUCAACCCAGAUCGCUUCCUGGAUGGGAAUGGGAAGUUUUUGAACAAUGAAGCUCACAUACCGUUUGGAGCAGGUAAAAGGUCCUGUGUUGGUGAAGCAUUAGCAAAGACAGAGAUCUUCAUCUAUUUCGUCAGUCUUAUACAGAGAUUCAACUUGAAAUUUCCUCCGGGGGAACGAGGACCAAUCGGAUUAAUUCAAGGAGGGACCCGCGAUCCAGUGCCGUUUAAUAUCUGCGCUGAAUGGCGCCUUUAAGAUACUUGUGGAAAUGUUCUUUGCUCAAUGAAUGCAGACUCGCCUCAUGA
This is a messenger RNA of Bufo bufo (common toad), 1574 nucleotides long. RefSeq names its product cytochrome P450 2F2-like. The transcript has 9 exons. Gene Ontology annotation, molecular function: heme binding; oxidoreductase activity, acting on paired donors, with incorporation or reduction of molecular oxygen, reduced flavin or flavoprotein as one donor, and incorporation of one atom of oxygen; iron ion binding. Gene Ontology annotation, biological process: xenobiotic metabolic process. The coding region runs from base 61 to 1524 and encodes 487 amino acids. The record is from RefSeq and is a predicted model, not a curated record. Lineage: Eukaryota; Metazoa; Chordata; Amphibia; Anura; Bufonidae. Gene Ontology annotation, cellular component: cytoplasm; intracellular membrane-bounded organelle.